UGUUUUGAGAGUUCGUCUGUAAGGAACGCGUUCGAUUCGACACGUCGGGAAACGAAUUCUAUUAUAUUUUUCAAAAAACCGUUUUUGACCUUUUUUUCUUCCUUUUUUCAAACAUUUUCAUAUAAUUGAUUUAUCGUUGUUUGAAAUUCUAGGACAUUGAAAGAUUUAUGUCUACUUUGCACAACAAUUAUUAAAGAAAGAAUAAAAACAACAACAAUAAAUAAAUAAAAAAUAAUAAAAAUAAAAAUAACAAAAGGAAAAACGUUAACAAAUAAAAUCUUGCCGAAUGAGUGAAUUAUGCAUGAUCGAGUUAAUUGAACGCAUAAAGUUUAACUAUUUUGUUAGUGUAAUUCGACAUUAUGUCAUCGAUAUCGGCACAGGGUGUUGUUGAACGUGCCUCCGCUGAGUUGUCAAAACGAAUUAACGGUUUAGGACUACGUUCGAAACACCAUCAUGGCAGUAGCAGUAGCAGCAGUAGCGGCAGCAGUGGUGGCAAAACUUCUGUAAUGGAACGUGUCACUAACGCCCUCUGUGGGGGUAGUAACAGCAAUAGUAACGCCGCAGCGGCAGCCGCAGCAGCAGCUGCAGCUAAUAAUCAACCCGAUAAACCUUCUCGAGUGCCCGCGAAUACACAACAGCAACAACAACAAUCAGCCUCGCCAGCGGGUGGAACUCCCCAUCAAAAUAUGACAUCUAUAACCGGAAAUAUAACAUCUAAUAUGUCGGGUGGCAUAAAACAACAACAACAACAAGGCAUAACUAUAAACUCAAAUGCCAUGAAUACCGGUGGCCAAAAAAGUCAAACCGGAACUCCACAACAAGUACGAAAACAACUUCCAAAUCCACACUUACAUCAUCAUCCGUACAGUAGUCAGCAACAACAAAUGUUGCUGCAACAUCAUAAAAUGCAAGUGGUGGCGCCACCUCCGUGCAUUACUUCAAUAGAACAACUCCUGCUCGAUGAACGAUUCUUGGGGAAACUAUUUUUAUACUUUAAUCCCUAUGAAAGGCGUACACUGGCACAAGUUUGUACGCGAUGGCGUGAUGUUUUGUAUCGGAGUCCAAGAUUUUGGUCGGGAUUGUUGCCAACAUUGCAAUGUCGUGAAUUACGAAUAGUGCCGAAUCAUGAUCGUGUGAAGUUGUACAAUUCGUUGGUUCGUCGUGGAUUCCAUGCGCUAGCAUUAGUUGGGGCAACUGAUGAGGAUGCAUUGGAUGUUGUGCAUUCGUUUCCGUUGGCCUCGAAGCAUAUACAUUCGUUAAGCUUACGUUGUUCGUCGAUCAGUGAUCGAGGAUUAGAAGCACUGUUGGAUCAUUUACAGUCGUUAUUUGAACUAGAACUGGCUGGCUGCAACGAGGUUACCGAAGCUGGACUCUGGGCAUGCCUCACCCCGCGUAUUGUCUCGCUAUCAUUAGCGGAUUGUAUAAAUAUUGCUGAUGAAGCUGUUGGUGCGGUAGCCCAACUUCUGCCAUCUCUUUAUGAGUUUUCAUUACAAGCCUACCAUGUGACUGAUGCCGCUCUAGGAUAUUUCUCACCAAAGCAAAGUCAUAGCCUAAGUAUAUUACGCCUGCAAUCAUGCUGGGAACUUACCAACCAUGGUAUUGUUAAUAUUGUUCAUUCUCUACCACAUUUGACCGUAUUGAGUUUAUCGGGUUGCAGUAAACUAACAGACGAUGGAGUCGAAUUGAUUGCUGAGAAUCUACAAAAACUUCGUGCAUUGGAUCUAUCCUGGUGUCCAAGAAUAACAGAUUCUUCCCUAGAAUAUAUUGCCUGUGAUUUAAAUCAAUUGGAGGAGCUAACUCUAGAUAGAUGCGUUCACAUUACUGACAUUGGAGUUGGUUACAUUUCAACUAUGCUCUCGCUUACCGCUCUAUUCCUGCGCUGGUGUUCCCAAGUUCGAGACUUUGGACUGCAACAUUUAUGCUCAAUGCGAAACCUGCAAGUACUUUCCUUAGCUGGUUGUCCCCUGUUAACUUCUUCUGGCCUAUCCAGCCUUAUACAAUUGAGACAUCUACAAGAAUUGGAAUUAACCAAUUGCCCGGGCGCCAGUCAAGAACUUUUUGAGUAUCUCAAAGAACAUCUACCACGGUGUUUGAUUAUUGAAUAAUAAUACGCAAUAAAACAAAUAAUUUAUACUUGAAUGAAAUUAAUAAAACAAAACAAAAAACGGUUAUUUUAAAAAAUGAUAUUUGAAAACUAAAUAAGAAAAUAAAAACUUUUAUUAUUGUUGACUGUAAAAUACUACAAAAAAAAAAAAAGAAUACAAAAAAAUAGAUAUUAACCUUUAAAAAACAAAAUAAAGCUAAAAAUAAAAAAAACUUAUUUCUAAAACAAAAAGUUCUAAUAGUGAAUAAGACGGUAAAAAAAAGAUUAAAAGUCGUUGUAAUUUUAAAACCAGAUUUUGCAGUAAGUAAAAAAAAAUGAUAGCAAGCAAAAAUAAAUAAUAUUUUAAAACUAAGAUUAAUAUUUUUAAGUCUAUUGAUUUACAAUUUAAUAUUUUUGAUCGUUAAUUUAUUAAUAUAUAGAUGUAAAAUUUUAAUAUAUAAUUGUAUUUCGUUUUCUGUGAUUUAUGUUUUAAGUUUAUAAAAUUACUUCUUCUUUUUUUUAAAUCUAAUUCGAUUAUUUUCUCUUAACAAAAAAAAAUAUAUGUAUAAUGAUGCAAAAAUUACAAAUUUUGCAAUGUUUGUUAAAACUCACUCUCUACGUUCAGUAAUAAAAUUCUUAAAUGCUCCAUUUUAUUUAAUAUUUCUUCCAUAAUUGUUCAAUAAAAAAAACAUAAAACUGGCCGAUAUUUGUAUACACUUAAAAAUAUUUGUGUUCAAAUAAAAAUCAUCAGAAAAUAAAUCACUAUUUAGAACAAAUACCAAACAAAUCUAUCUGAUCAAACUCAAAUCAGCACAUUAUUCAGACAACAAAAAAGGAUCCAAGCACAUGGUUAUCUAUAUAGCUUAACAAACUAAUUUAAUAAAAAAAAACGAUGAUAUUAAAAGCAAAAAUCAAAAUUUAAUUCCUUCCCCAAUCUUUCAAAUUUUCAAAAAAUAAAGAAUAAUCUCAGCUUUACUUCACAAUUUUACAAAUUUAAAAUUGCGUCAAAAUAAUAAAAAAAAAAAAACUUUAAUAACAAAGACUUAUAAUUAAAUACAAGUAAAACCUUUUUUCGGAAAUAUUAAAAAAGAACAAAUUGGAAGAAUAUAAAAACCACACGCUUAGAAGCAUAUAGGGCAUCACCACAAUAUUAAGUAAAAAUAAAAAUAAAUUUAAAUAAAAAAAUAAAAAA
Molecule: messenger RNA, 3275 nt
Organism: Episyrphus balteatus (marmalade hoverfly)
Lineage: Eukaryota; Metazoa; Arthropoda; Insecta; Diptera; Syrphidae
Product: F-box/LRR-repeat protein 16
Exons: 6
Coding region: 360-2105 (581 amino acids)
Molecular function (GO): protein binding
Source: RefSeq, a predicted model, not a curated record